Messenger RNA from Theobroma cacao (cacao), 753 nucleotides. Lineage: Eukaryota; Viridiplantae; Streptophyta; Magnoliopsida; Malvales; Malvaceae. The record is from RefSeq and is a predicted model, not a curated record.
AUGACAGACGAAAAAGACAUCAAGAGUCAGAUCAAUGAAUACCAUAAGCUAGUGGAUGAUUUGAAGGCUGAAAAAAUUAACUUGCAAGAAGAGUUUGUUGCUGGGUUGCUGAUUGAGAAGCUACCAGAAUCUUGGAAUGGAUACAAGCAACAACUGAAGCACAAGGAAAAGCAGUUGUCACUUGCAGAUUUGAUUGUGCACAUCAUCAUUGAAGACACAAUUCGCAGGGAGAUUAAGGCCUCCAAAGCUAAGGAAAUUGCAACUAAAGCCAAUUUGGUGCAAGACAGAACCCAGCGCCAACAAAGGUACCCUUACAAAUCUGAUCAUAAACCCAAAGCUCUUCAUCCCACCUUCAAAAAGAAGGGUAGUUGUUUUCUCUGUGGAAAGCCAAGGCAUCAUGCAGCACAAUGCAAGAAAAGAGCAAAGGGAAAUAACAAACCUGUUAAUCCAAGAGUCAACUUGGUCAAAGCAGAUAAAUCCGAUGAUGUAAUUGUUGCGGUCAUUUCACAAGCAACUAUGGUGGCCAGUGUGAAGGAAUGGGUGGUAGACUCAGGUGCUACCAGGCAUAUUUGUGCAAACAGAAAUGCCUUUACCUCCUAUACUCCAAUAGGAGAAAGAGAAGAGACAAUAUACCUUGGUGAUUCUCAAACUACUCAAGUUCUUGGUGAAGGGAAAGUCCUUCUCAAGCUCACAUCUGGCAAGACCCUAGCUCUAAAUGAUGUUCUUCAUGUUCCCAAUAUAAGGGCAACCUGA